AUGAUAAAUUCAAAUGGAACAAUAUCGAUAUUAAAUUAUUUUUCAACAAAUCAAACUUGUCAAUUAUUUUAUACAAAUUUUACUUCGAUCUUCAUUGAAUUUAGUCUCAAUUCUUCUUUGAUAUUUAUGAAUCAAUCAGCAAUAUUCAUAGCACAGAAAUCGACUACGACAUCAAUAUUCACAACAACAACAAUAACAACAGCAUCCACAACAUCCACAACAUUAACAACCACAACAACAACAACCACAUCAUCCACAUCAUCCACAACAACCACAACAACAAUCACAACAACCACAACAACAAUCACAACAACUACAACAACCACAACAUCAACAACAAUCACAACAACUACAACAUCAACAACAAUCACAACAACCACAACAUCAACAACAAUCACAACAACCACAACAUCAACAUCCACAACAACAGCAGUACAGCGUCAGUACUAUGUUAAAUGA
Adineta steineri is the source of this 459-nucleotide messenger RNA. Lineage: Eukaryota; Metazoa; Rotifera; Eurotatoria; Adinetida; Adinetidae. The record is from the annotation of a GenBank genome assembly.